GCGCUGCACUGGCACCCCACACUGCCAGUGCUGUCGGUGGUCGGAGGUUCGGCGCCUUGGCAUAAAUAAAAAAGUUCAAGAGUUCCUUCCGGCGGCAGAGGGUGUCAGCCGUAUAUUUACAAAGACUCACUACGGGUUGUCUGCCAACGAUGUCAGAUCCCGGUUUGAAAAUGUCGAAGAACUUGAAACGGAAGAGGGAAGUGGACACCGAACUGGUGCAGGUUUACGAACAGCUCGCCGAUGACAAUGAGUCGGUUCGCCUCAAGGGUGCCCAUACCCUGGUGUCGAAGAUCUUCAAGCCGGGCGUCACCAGUGCAGAACAGACGCGGACAAUUUUGACAAGGUUGUUUCGCGGCCUCUGCAGUAGUCGAAAAGCUGCACGACUUGGCUUCUCUGUUGCAUUGACGGAGCUGCUUUCACAAUUGCCCCUGGAGUUGGAUUCAGGUUCAGAAAUCAGCUUGUCGGUCGGGACCAUUGUGGACAUUCUCGAGGCCCAGACCGUCCCGGAAGGCGGCACAAGCGGUCAAGAUGAGCGUGACCACUACUUUGGUCGAGUUUUUGGAGCCGAUGCGGUGCUGAAGUCCGGGGUUCUUCUGAAGAAGCCCGAUCUCGCUGUCUGGAAGCGCCUGUUGGAUUUGAUCUGCAGCUUGGCCAUCAAGAAACCCUGGCUUCGUCAAGAGUGUGGCUGGAUUUUGGUGAAUUGUAUUGUGUUGAAUCGUGAGAAACUGCCGGAUACUUUUGUAGCCGAGAUCAUCGAACAACUGGCCGCGCACAAACUGGUCCGAUCGCCCGAAGGAGUUGCCAUCUGGUUGACGGCAGAGCGACUUUUUCCUUCGGCCAAUCUGCCGCGGUCGGUUUGGAAGCACGGGGACCCGCUUGCGAAGAAGGAUGUGAAUGUCCUGGCCGAGUUCCUUAAAGAUGCCCGAAGCCAGUCGUCAGAGCAAGAGGAUUCCGAGCUGGAAGUGCAGGGUUCAGCUAGGUGGUCUGCCAACCUUCAUUUUGCAUGGGACAUCGUGCUGGAUGAGAUCUUCCGAGGAGAAGCUUCUUCCAAGGGCAAAUCGGACAGGGUCACUUUCGACAAGUUCUGGGACACGGUUGUUGACAAAGGACUUUUUUCUCCCUCCAGCAGCACGGAACGAAAGGCUUGGGGGUUCAGUCUCUGGAGGAAGGUCUUUGAGAAAGCUCCUCAGCAUUUGCUAGAGCACACCUUUACGCCUCAAGCCACGCGUUGCCUCGCCAAUUCCUUGAAGAGCUCGGAAAGAUUCCUUCAGAAACAUGCACAGAGGCUGUCCCAGGCAUUCCACACUCGCCUUGUUCCCGAGGACCGCACCGCUCGCAGGCAUGGGGUGACGGGGGCCUGCAUCCGGGCACUUCUCGAGAGUGUUUCUUACGGCGACUUUGAUCAGCUCACCAAGUCCAAGACGUUCCAGAGUUUUGUGGAGUUGGAAGAUCCCCAGAUUCUCGAGGCUGUUUAUUGGACUCUAGACUCAGUCUUGAGAACAAAAUCAGCUGAAGACGAAGACCCCAAGACCACCCUGAUCCGGCAAAAGACUUGCAUCAGCCUGGAAUCAAAGGUGGUUUCGGCAUUGUUGCGCAGUCCAGACCAGAAGACGCAAACGCAUACUGAAAGCAGCGCUGACGCCACUAAACAGAGGACUGAGCUUGCGAAAAUCAUUUUGUCGGUGUGGGUAUCAGAGGUCUGUUUCUGGGCCCACCCCGAUGCCUCUAGACAUGACACCAGGGAACAUACCAUCCAUACCAUCCUUCCCGAGGUAUGGGAAUUUCUCAAGGAGCGUUUUACUCUUGCCUUGGAGCAAGCACUGAGGCUAGGCCCCAUCGGGGCCGACGUCUUGCUCGAAGUUGUCCUUCAUAUUCCAGACAUUGAAAAGAAGAUUCGCAAAGCAAACACCUUUGACGACAGCGUCCAAGAUAUAGUGCAGAAGGGGUGGCACGUGCUCAAGAAUAUCCCAACAACGUUUCACACGCCUGAAAAGAAACGCGCAUCAGCAGCCCGACAGAAGGAAACAAAGGCGAAGACAACGACCAACGACACCACCAAUGGUACAUUUCCCACAUUUGCAGAUGGCCUGUCGCUGCUCUAUGCCGUCGUGCUCCUGCAGGCAUACCUUGAUGAGACGGAUGCGGUCGAGAUAUUACAGGAACUCCUCCAACACCAGCAGCAAUGGGGAUUGGAAAAGCAAAAGCGCAAGGCUAAGGACAGUGGUGCAAGUGCAGUUCCCGAGUCGAUCGACGACAUAGUCGAAAUCAUCCUGAGCUUCGCAUCCAAGCCAUCCAAGUUUCUCAGACGGAUCUCGGUCGAGAUUUUCGAUGCGUUUGCCCCGCACAUAACCGAGCAAGGGCUGGAGUCUCUGUGUCAGAUCCUGAAAACCAAAGAGAAUGCACAGGGCCAGCAGGAGAUGUUCCAAGCAGAAGAAGACGUCGACAUGGAAGAUGGAGAUGAUUCGGACGUGGAAGUAGACUCGGAUGUCGAAGUCGAGUCCGUUUCCGAGUCUGAUGAUGACGACGACGAUGCUUCCUCGUCUUCCGCUGCCUCUGAGGACGAGGAAGGCGAAGAAGACGACGAUGAAGACGAAGAACUCGCCAAGUUUGACGCCGCACUUGCCUCGGCUCUAGGCACACGACCACUUGACCAGAACGACGUUGCUGCCGACAACGACGAGGAUGAUGAAGACUCCGACCAAGACAUGGGCGACGACGAAAUGAUGGAGCUGGACAACAAACUGGCCGAAGUGUUCCGGGCGCGACAGACCAAAAGCAAGAAAAAGGAAGCAAAGGACGCGCGUGAGAACGUGGUCAACUUCAAGAAUCGGGUGCUGGACCUGAUCGAUUCGUACCUCAAACAUCAGCAGCAUAACCCUUUGACUAUCAAUCUACUUGUGCCGCUGCUGAGACUCGCACGCACCACACGCACCAAGCAGCUGGCCGAUCGGGCAUGCAACAUUCUGCAACAGUUCUGCGCCCGCUGCAAGGGGUUCAAUGUCCCCCAACUGAACAAUGCUUUAGAGCCCGAUCCAUCGCUUGCUGUCCUCGAGACUCUCGUGGGUAUCCACGAGGAAGCGGCGCGCGAAUCGUCAAACGCCCACUCCAGCGUCGCCAGCCAGGCGAGCAUUCUGGUCGUCAAAGUCCUCGUCAAGGCCGACCCAGGUCAUAUCGAGGAUAUAGUCGACAUCUACGCCGACACCAGGCGGAGACAGUUGACCGACAAGAGUGCCCGCAUCCUGCCGGGUUUCUUUACCGAUUGGAACAAUUGGUGCCAGAGUGCGAGGGAGAGAUUGAUUCAGCAGAUGGGCCUGAUCCAAAUUUGAGAACGGACACAACACCUAUGGUUUCACCUGCCCCAGACAUUGCUGAAGCUGGAUGGGUAUGUGUUCAUCUAUGUAGUGAUAUGUAAAUGCAUGCGUCUACGGUGUACCUGUUUAUGUCGGUACAUGAACCAGCGCCUAUAGAUAGAUACCAUAGUUGCAGUCGUGUGUGGACAGGAUGCUUUGCUCGCAGUAUAUAAGUCCCCUCGUGAGCAGAAGUGAGACAAAAAAUAUCAGUACUUCUCACUCGGUGCCACAGUGACACCCUCUUCGACCUCAUCAUCACCUUCCCCAUCUCCGCUCGCCGGUCCAACGCGAUCACGCGCGGUCGUCUUCUCAUCCACGUCAUUUGCAUUGUCCACAUCCAUGCCCAAAGUCAGUGGCUCGACCGAAUCCCCAAAGACCUGGCCAAUAUCCUCAAGCGAACGGCCCUUCGUCUCCGGGAAAUAGAACCACACCACCAAGAAGAUGACAGUGGUGACAGCAAUAAACACCAGAUAAUAUUUCCACUUGAUGGCAGCAAACGCCGACGGAGCGGCCUGCAAAAACACAAUCGUGGCAAUAAACAGGCCUGAAAUCGAGACCGCCAAACCCUUUGCGCGCACGGGAGUGGGGAAGAUCUCAGCCGCAUAAAUAUAGCUGGUGGCGUCGCAGCAGGCCGAGAAGAAGGCGAUAUGCAAAAACAGGAAAAACACAGCUGCGCUGGCGGAUCCAUGGGAUCCCGUCCGUUGGAACACGUCGACCGUCGCGCACUCGCCAAUUAAGGCGACCACGCAUCCAGCGAAUCCGACCAUGAGCAUUCGUGUGCGGCCGAAUCGGUCAACGACGAGAGAGUUGAGUAAAUUGCCGAAUGGGCAGACGGUGAUCCAGCAGCCUUGGAUGACGAGUUGGGGCACAGUAGAGAAGCCGAGUGAGGCGUAGAGGGAGGGGCCGUAAUCUAGAGAGAGAGAUCAGAGGUAAGUAUGAUAGAAACACCAAAGAACAAAAAAGGGGUCGUCAAGAAGUGGUCAUGCAAGGUGACCAGGUAAAGUGAUGCAAAAGAGUAAAACUCACUAUUGAUAACCAAAGUUGCCGUGCCCUGGCAUCCAAACAUAGUCAACCAGCCGACGAGACAUCUCUUGCGGAAAUGGGGCAACUUGAACAAUGAGACCAACGACAACUCCUCCUGUUUCUCAUGCAACAGCUGGCCCUGCAACAACUUGAACUCGGCACGGAUGGCAUGUUCAUUGUUCAACAUGGCAUCGUCGCUCUCGGCGCGCACCGCCACGAAAGACUUGUACGCCUCAUCGACGCAGUUCUGGUCGAGCAGCCAGCGGGGCGAUUCGGGCAGGAACAGAACGCCCAGCGACAGAAACAAGGGUGGCAAACACUGGAUGGCCAGAGGGAGCCGCCACUGCGCACCGCUCGCGUUGACGAAAUAAAACCCGAGCCCGAUCCAGCUGGCUAGGGAGUAGCCGACACAGAUUAACACGCCGUGCAUGCCGACCAACAGACCGCGAAUGCGAGGCGGAGCAAUCUCCGACUGAUACAGAGGUACCAGACCGACCAGAGCCCCGAUGCCGAUCCCCGUCAGGAACCGCAUCACCAGGUACAUGCCGAUGUUGACGCUGCCGGCUUGCAGCGCGCCGCCGAUGAGGGUGAUGAUCGCGUACAACAGCAGGGCCUUGCGGCGGCCGAGCCAGUCUGGCGUCUUGAUGAUCGAGAGAGCUCCCAACAGACCGCCCGCCUGGAAAAGUCCGUUGAUCGCCCCCGUCAGGUCCGUCGCAUUGGAUCGCGUGUCCAGGUCAAAGUACGCGAUGAACGAGGGCUGCCCCAGCGUCGUCGCAAUAAUACUGCUGCAGUAGCCAUACGUCAGGGAUCCGAGUGCGACGAAUAUGACUAUCUGUGCGAGACAACAUCCGCCCGGUCAGUCUAUGAAUGAAUAACAACAUAACAUAUCCGGUUUGGUAUAAAGUGAGGUGGUCUUGAAGGCUUGGGGUGGGUUGUAUGGACAUACCAAAAACCGAACGGCGGUCGGCGAAAGCACCAUGCUGGGCUAAGGGCAAGAAGACAAGGCUCGAUUUAGUCACGUCGAGCCCUCACACCUUCUGUCGUUGUCGUGAUACGGGGAGUGUCGAUGGGGAGGGAAGUCAGAAAGUUUCCACAACCCACGGCUGCCGGAAUGGUCAAAAAAGCCUUUUGGUUCUCUCCCCUGGUACUCGGACCAAACCCUGCAAGCUUCGUCGAGGCCUGGAGUCUGGGGUAGAGAUGUCUUAUACGAGUAGACUCACGUACAGUGUACUAGGUAGCCGGAAAGGGGCUCGAGCUGCCAACCCCCCCAAGCCCCGGCGAUCGGUCCAGGAGACUUGAUGGGACAUGGCCGGCGACGUCUUUGUUGGAUGGAGCGCCGACAGAGAUUUUCCUGGGACACUGUUAGCUGCCGAGUGGUCUGUCGUUCGCAUCCCCAACCAGGAGGGAAGCAGUGAAGGGAGAAAACAGACCGGUUGAAUUUUAGCUGGAAGCAAAUGGAUCAAAAGGUCGAGGCCGACUCCACCAAAUGGUGUAUCUUAUACCAUGCCCACGAAUCGCCAUGAUGCAUAAAGAACCCGCGUUGAGCCCGGUCCAAUUCGCUUGUCAACCAGAAGCCAACGCCACGGGUUUAGUGCCAGAACAAUU
Molecule: messenger RNA, 5978 nt
Organism: Exophiala dermatitidis NIH/UT8656
Lineage: Eukaryota; Fungi; Ascomycota; Eurotiomycetes; Chaetothyriales; Herpotrichiellaceae
Product: DNA polymerase phi subunit
Exons: 1
Coding region: 150-3326 (1058 amino acids)
Biological process (GO): regulation of DNA-templated transcription
Cellular component (GO): nucleolus
Molecular function (GO): transcription factor binding; rDNA binding
Source: RefSeq, a predicted model, not a curated record